Messenger RNA from Mucor mucedo, 766 nucleotides. RefSeq names its product ribosomal protein L6, alpha-beta domain-containing protein. Gene Ontology annotation, biological process: cytoplasmic translation. The transcript has 2 exons. The record is from RefSeq and is a predicted model, not a curated record. Gene Ontology annotation, molecular function: structural constituent of ribosome; rRNA binding. NCBI's taxonomy places the organism in Eukaryota, Fungi, Mucoromycota, Mucoromycetes, Mucorales, Mucoraceae. Gene Ontology annotation, cellular component: cytosolic large ribosomal subunit; ribosome. The coding region runs from base 92 to 652 and encodes 186 amino acids.
AGUGUAAGUACGAUGGAAGCCAUGGUGAAAUUUAAAUCCUCCUCUUUUCCCCUUCACCAAAAGCAACUGGGCGUUUUUUUUUAAAUCAACAAUGAAGGAUAUCUACAAGCAAGACGAACUCGCCAUCCCUGAGGGUGUCAAGGUCGAGAUCAAGUCUCGUCAAAUCACUGUUGAAGGUCCCCGUGGUGUUCUUAAAAAGAACCUCCGUCACUUGAACAUCGAGAUCACUCUCGUUGGUGACAAGAUCCGUUUCGUUGUCCAUCACGGUCUCCGUAAGCACGUUGCCUGUAUCCGUACUGUCCGCUCUUUGAUCAACAACAUGAUCGUUGGUGUUACCAAGGGUUUCGAAUACAAGUUGCGUUAUGUCUACGCACAUUUCCCCAUUAACUGUAUCAUCUCUGAUGCUGCUGAUGCCGUUGAGAUCCGUAACUUCUUGGGUCAAAAGGUUGUCUUCCACGUCAAGAUGCGUGAGGGUGUCACCGUUGAAGCCUCCAAGAACCAAAAGGAUGAGCUUACCAUCACCGGUAACUCUCUCGAGAACGUUUCCCAAUCCGCUGCUGAUAUUCAACAAUCUUGUCUCGUCAAGAACAAGGAUAUCCGUAAGUUCUUGGAUGGUAUCUACGUUUCCGAGCGUAACGUUAUGGAAGCUUAAAUUAUCUUUCUUUUAAUUUUACUCUUUGACUUUUACAACUUUUUUUGGAUAAAAAAAAACCUUGUUUUUGUGUUUUUUAAUAAAUAGAAGAACUUUUUUUUUAAUUCUUAAGAA